GUCCUUGACCUAGCGACCUAUUAUCGGCGACACUUGAUGAAUAUUUGCUUUAAGAAUUUCCUCUCUGUGGCGGAUUUUGAAUGAGACGAGAGCUUAAAUCUCUAAAACAACAAAAUCUUGAUCAUGCAAGAAUAUGAUAGUUUUUAUGAGACUUUAUCAAGGAGCAAAUUUUCCAAACUAGAAUACAAUUUUAAAUCAUUCCAAUUUGAAGAUCUAUUUUCAAAGGACAAAAGAUCUCUUCCUGAUUUAGCGUGCUCAGCUGAAAAGAUCAAAAACGAAACUGAUAAUAUUAAACAUGGAUAUAAACAGAAUAAACUGGAUAAAUCCGAAGAAGAAUAUAACCCGGCUCUUUGUAAACGACAGCCAAUUCUCGAAACUCCCUCGUUUGUUCAAUCUUUAAACCCAAAACCAACUGACGGAGAUGUUGUAAUUAUACCGUAUUUAAACUUGUCGGGAAAUAGUCAGAGAUUAUCUUCGCCAGAAACAAAAACCACAGCAAUAUGUAAAUUAAUUGAAAGCUUUAAUGAUAUUGUGAACGCAUAUGAAGAUGAAAAAAAGCUUGUUUUAGAAGAAGAAGCUAGGCAACAAAAGUUGGCUGAUGAUCGAAAGAGACAAGAAGAGGAGCAAUUGAGAUUAAAAGCCCAAAAAGAAGAAGCUAUCAAGAGGAAGCAAGAAGAAGAGUUGCUUAGGCGAAGAAAUGAAGAAUUGACUGCAAAAAAGAAGGAAGAAGAACGAUUAAAUAAUCAAAACAAAAUUGAAAAUACCACAACAGCGAAUAUAGCCACAAUGACUGCUGGACGAGCAGAUGUUUAUAAAAAAUACAUGGAUAUGCUGGAGAAGAUAAGAAAUGAACUCCAGGAUUUCAUGAAAGAAGAACAUAUUGAAUCCAUGUAUUUAUUACAGAAAAUGCUACGUACAAAUGUUAGAAAAAUCGCCAGAUUGUCAAUCAAUACAAUACCUAAAGAUGACCUUCAUAAAUCAAGAGAUACUCUCCUCAAGUUGGAUUCUCUUUUCUCUGGCAAAGAUACAACUGUAGGUGACAUACCAAUAACAAAUACCAGCAGACAUCCAAAGGGAAGAUUGUAUGCAUAUUUUGAGACUGCAAAAGCAUUUAUUGAGCAGGGUGGAUCACAGAUAUCAAGUACUCCAAGUUACGGAUUUAUUAUGGCUGCCAUUGCAAUUGGUAUUUGUAGCCAACAUCCAGACUUCAAAGAAAUACUUUUGGGCAUGAUUUAUCAAGCUUGUCCUUUUUUGUUACCAUUUUGCCCAAGUCCAAGCUCUGCCAGGGACGAAACGGAUUAUCUAAAAUCUCUCGGUUAUAAAGUCACUGAUGGAAAAGUUGAGGAUCAAAAAUACUAUUUGAAAAGAAUAACAGGCAUCAUCAGAUUUUAUGCUUGUUUAGCUGUAUCACCUGUACCAAAUCCCAGCCUCAAUCAUCCUUUCUCAUUAGAAAAUUUAUGGAUUCUAUUGGCAACAAUGUCUAUGAUGUCUCCUAUUCGUGAUAUUUCCGCUGGCAUCGUUCAUGAAGUCUUAGUGGAUAUUGGAGAAGAAGGUGCGUCAUUCACAAGAUUAAAGGUCUUUUUAGAGAUUGCUUUGACCAAAAUGGAAUUCAAUGACCCUGUUGGCAUUUUAUCUAGCUGGAACUGA
Messenger RNA from Dimorphilus gyrociliatus, 1647 nucleotides. NCBI's taxonomy places the organism in Eukaryota, Metazoa, Annelida, Polychaeta, Dinophilidae. The record is from the annotation of a GenBank genome assembly.